AGAUAAAGCGCGUGGGGGUUAGAAAGUUAGGCGGCUUUCAAGUCCACCGAACCCAUUCUCACACGCCAAACCCAAUACACACCAAAAUUCAAUCAAACCUCGUGAACCCCAAACCCAAACCACCCACCCUUUUCCACCAUUGUUAACUGUUCCGUCUCUCUCUCUCUCUCUCUCUCUCCUCUCUUCUCUCUCCUCAAUGGAUCCUCGCAACGACGCCGUUUUCCCCGACGAAGACCUCGAGGACGACGAGGAAUCCCUCGAGGACGACGACGACGACGACGAAGAGGAGGAAUUGAACGAUGAUCCUUCUCCUUCAACUUCCUCCGCCGGCGCUGUUGCAGUUCCUUCCGUCUCCGCCGUCGUUACCGUCGCCACUCCCGGAACCAUCGACCGUCCGGUCCCCGUUGUUCCUCCUCCUUCGAUUGUCUCCAUCUCCUCCUCCGAUCUGAUCCGCCAGCGCCUCGAGACCGCUUCUGCUGAGCCUUUGACCUUGCAGUGCGAGAAGAAGCCCUUGGAUGAGUCCAGGAAGUUGUUUCAACGCCUUUGGACAGAUGAGGAUGAGAUCGAGCUUCUGCAGGGGUUUUUGGAUUACACGAUGCAGCGUGGGACGACUCAUCAUCAUCAGAACGAUACGGCGUUGUUCUACGACCAGAUCAAGUCGAAAUUACAGUUGGAUUUUAACAAGAAUCAACUCGUGGAAAAGCUACGGAGGUUGAAGAAGAAAUACCGCAACGUUAUUGGUAAGAUUAGCUCUGGUAAGGAAUUCAAUUUCAAAAGCCCUCACGAUCAAGCUACCUUUGAGAUCUCUCGCAAGAUCUGGAGCAAUACCGGCCGAAUUGGAGUCGAUGACAACGCUUUGGACGACGAGGAGCCUGCUCCGACUCCGUAUGCUAGCUACAUGGACGCUAGAAACGAAGAGAUGAUGGCGAAUUUCUCCGAAAAGAAACCCACGCCGAUUCCGAAAUCGCGGAAGCGUUCACGGCCUGGAUCGGGAUUAAGAAUGGACGGGCCGCCGCGUUCGUCCAAUGAGAAUUUGAAUAAAGAGAAAAACAGCACCUACAACAACAACAACAACGAAAAUGUCAAUCACGUAGGUGUAGGAGGAUUGAUCGAGGAAGCGGUGAGGAGCUGUCUGUCGCCAUUGUUCAAGGAAUUGUUGAGCAAUUCCAUGGGAGGAGGAGGGCUCUGUGGAAGCAGAGGGUUCAGUGGGCUGGCCUUGCAUCCAAUUCCAUUGAGCUUCGGUGGAGGAGACAUGGCGGAUGAGAGGUGGAGGAAACAGCAGAUUAUGGAGUUGGAGGUUUAUUCCAAGAGAUUGGAGUUGGUUCAGGAACAAAUUAAAACGGCAUUAGAAGACUUGAGAUCCAUGGGAGGCUGAUUUGAGGAAGCUAGCUCUGAAUGUUGAAGAACUGGCAAUUUGUAUGAGGUUUGGCUUUCUCUUCUCUCCUUUUAGUUCUUGAAACAUGUUUGAUCUGUGGUUCAUAGUGUACUUAGUGCCACCCCCUUUGGUCAAUUUGGUAGAAUAAUUGUAAAAAAUAACUUAUAAUAAAACCCCUCAUUUACAAUGUGUUUAUACCAUAGUUUUAACUGAACCCAUUAAUCAUCAUCGUCAUUCUCCUGUAUUAUUUUGUUCAUCACUUUGUUUCCAUUCAUGAAUGUAGCUCAAAGUUCUGAGAUUAUAUAUCAUAUUCUGUGUUCAUC
Cucurbita moschata (crookneck pumpkin) is the source of this 1698-nucleotide messenger RNA. RefSeq names its product probable transcription factor At3g04930. Gene Ontology annotation, biological process: regulation of DNA-templated transcription. Bases 197 to 1375 code for a protein of 392 amino acids. Gene Ontology annotation, cellular component: nucleus. NCBI's taxonomy places the organism in Eukaryota, Viridiplantae, Streptophyta, Magnoliopsida, Cucurbitales, Cucurbitaceae. The record is from RefSeq and is a predicted model, not a curated record. The transcript has a single exon.